AUGUGGUUCGGUCUAGUCGUUACUUUCGAAUAUACGCAAGCGUUUUUUAUAUUAAUUUAUUAUUGGAUAAAAGCAUUAGGGCGUGUAUUGUUUGUUCAUGAUGUGGAAAAGAACGUUGAAAAUGAAACUAUUCUUGUCACUGGAGCUGGUUCUGGUCUUGGCCGAGGUGUAGCCAAACGACUUGCAGCAUUAGGUGCAACAGUAGUUCUGUGGGAUGUUAAUGAAAAAGGAAAUGAAGAUACAAAACGACAAAUACUUGACAGUUGGUCAAGCGCGAAAGUUUAUUCAAUGAAAGUUAAUUUAUGCGACCGAGAAGAUAUUUAUCGAGCUGCUAAACAAGUCAAAGAUCAAGUAGGAGAUGUAACAAUUGUAAUUAAUAAUGCUGGUGUAGUCAGUGGAAAAUCAUUACUAGAUAUUGAUGAUGCAUCAAUUCAACGUACAUUUGAUGUUAAUAUUAUCGCACAUUUUUGGGUCCUUAAAUCAUUUCUUGGUUCUAUGUUAGCUGCAAAUCGUGGUCAUAUUGUUACUAUUGCGUCUGGUGCUGGUAUAUUUGGUAUCAGUAAAUUAACUGAUUAUUGUUCAUCAAAAUAUGCUGCUGUUGGUUUACAUGAUGCAUUGACAGCUGAAUUAAAACAACAGCACAAAUAUGGAAUUCAAACCACAGUUAUUUGUCCAACAUUUAUUAAUACUGGAAUGUUUCAUGGUGUUUCCGGAACAGCUACUAGUGUUAGCUUACUCGAUGAAAAUUAUGUUUGUGAUUCUAUUGUUGAGGCUAUUCGAAAAAAUAAACAUUUUGUUAUGUUACCACCAAGUACAACUUUAUUUUAUAUUCUUAAAGGAUUAUUACCUAAUGAAUGUACUGGCAGAUUUCUUCGAUUUUUUGGUUUAUCAAAUGCGAUGGACACAUUCGUCGGUCGAAAAUAA
This is a messenger RNA of Rotaria socialis, 924 nucleotides long. The record is from the annotation of a GenBank genome assembly. Lineage: Eukaryota; Metazoa; Rotifera; Eurotatoria; Philodinida; Philodinidae.